AUGGACCCGAGUGCUACGUCACAACGGCAGUCUGCCUCGGAUCAUGGCGACGCCUCCGCUUCUCCCAUAGCCGCCAUCUCCGCGCCCGGCAGACUACCAGACUUCUGGCCCAAUAAUGUCUGCCUUUGGUUUGCGCAAGCCGAGUCAGAGUUUGCACUCAAAGGUAUUCGCUCCGAAUCGACGAAGUACCACAUGACCAUACGGGCCCUUUCGGAGCGAGACAUAAGCGAAGUUGCCGACAUAGUGGCCAACCCACCGACCGAUACUCCUUACCGAUACCUCAAGCAGGAGCUGCUACAGCGACUCCAAGCAAGCACGACACAGCGCCUUCAGCGGCUGCUCUCAACAGAAGAGCUAGGCGACGACAAACCAUCUCAGCUCCUGCGUCGAUUGAAAGCGCUCCUUGCGGACAAGGCAAGCUCGUUCGACGAAGAAUGCUUGCGGGAAUUGUUCCUUCAACGCCUGCCGCGCUCCGCGCGCAGCCUGCUCACGGUGUCCCAGACCACGUCACUCACGGAGCUCGCAGCGUUGGCUGACCAACUCACGGAAGACAUGUCUCCAUCCGUGGCGGCUGUUCACUCGUCUCACAUCCACCACGCCCAGCCCGACCUGGAUUCUCGGCUACAGGCGUUGGAGAAGUCGCUUGAGAGCCUUCGUCUGGAGCUACGAUCCGACCGGCCGCGCCGUCGUUCCCCCUCCCCACGGCGCAUCGGCAGUCGACCGCAAGGCCGCACGGCCGCCUACCGUUCUCCGUCACCUCCACCGCCGGAAUCGCUCCUUUGCUGGUAUCACCUCAAAUUCGGUGCAGCUGCCCGCCAAUGUCGUCCCCCCUGCCAGUGGGCGGGAAACUGGUCAGCCGCCCGUUAG
Messenger RNA from Ornithodoros turicata, 867 nucleotides. RefSeq lists its product as uncharacterized. The record is from RefSeq and is a predicted model, not a curated record. Lineage: Eukaryota; Metazoa; Arthropoda; Arachnida; Ixodida; Argasidae. The transcript has a single exon. Bases 1 to 867 code for a protein of 288 amino acids.